CUCUUCUUCAUCCUAUUGUGCCAUUUGACCUUUUUUCCAUCUUCUUCUUCUUCUUCUCUAAGAGGAGGAAGAAUAAGAAAGAUAUAUUACUAGCUAAUUGUUUCUUUCUUUGAUAACCCAUCAUCUUCAUCUUCAUCAUCUAUCAGAAUUCACAAUGAACAACGACGACAGAGUUUACCCUUCUUCCACCAAACCACCCGCUAACGGCGCCGUCCCAGCCCCACCUCCAGGCGCCAACAACAACAACAACGCUGCUGCUGCUGCUUUUCCAGCAACCAAAGCUCAACUCUACAACGCUAGCCGCCCUGCCUAUCGCCCCCAACCUCGCCACCGAAGUCGCCGGAGCUGCUGUUGCCGUUGCUGCCUAUGGACCACCUUUUCCAUCAUCCUCCUCCUUUUCCUCCUCGCCAUUGCCGGAGCCGUCCUCUGGGUCAUCUACCGCCCCCACCGACCCAAUUUCUCUGUUUCCACCUUCCAAAUCUCCCAAUUCAACCUCACCGGCUCUUCUAAUUCCCAACUAAUUACAUCCACCUUCAAUCUAACCCUGAUUGCUCGCAACCCUAAUAAAAAGCUCGUUUUCUUUUACGAUCCCAUCUCCGUCUCCGUCUCUACUGACCGGGGAACACAUCUUGGUGACGGAACCUUCCCGGCCUUUACUCAUUCAACCAAGAAUACGACCACUUUGAAGACCACGAUCGGCGGCGGUGGAGGACAGAGCAUCGACGACGCAUCGGCCACUGGGUUGAAAUCAGAUCUGAAGAAAAACAGCUUGCCAUUGAAGGUUCAAUUGGAUACCAAGGUUAAGGUGAAGAUGGGAUCCUUGAAUACGAAGAAGGUGCCGAUUAGAGUUACCUGCACUGGAAUUAAUGCGGCGGUGCCGACGGGAAAAACACCGGCGACUCCGGCGUCGACGGGGAAGAUUAAGUGUAAGGUGGAUGCUCGGAUCAAGAUCUGGAAGUGGACCUUGUGAGCAAGUUAAUAAUAAUAUUAGUAUAAUAUAUUUCUUCUUCUUUUUUUGUAUUUUAUUGAAAAGAAUGCCUGAUUUUUUAUUUUUAUUUUUAUUUUGUUAUCUGGUUUGAUUUUAUUUUAUUUUUUUGGCCUUUAUUUUGAAGUGAUUUCGAUCUGUUUGAUUUCAAUUUUCUUUUUUAUAUGGUGAUGGAGGGUAUUAUUAAUAAUAAUACUUUUGUUUUUGUAAAUGAAGAAGACACAAGCUUUGAUUAUGAUGAUGAUAGUGUUAAUUUGCUUUAAUUAGGUUUAUAGACUUUUAGAUCAGUAUUGUUAUU
Molecule: messenger RNA, 1283 nt
Organism: Impatiens glandulifera
Lineage: Eukaryota; Viridiplantae; Streptophyta; Magnoliopsida; Ericales; Balsaminaceae
Product: NDR1/HIN1-like protein 6
Exons: 1
Coding region: 155-970 (271 amino acids)
Cellular component (GO): plasma membrane
Source: RefSeq, a predicted model, not a curated record